AUGCCCACACUCUCCACAUCUCAAUAUAAUACUGGAAUUCCUAGCCAGAACAAGAAGCAUGUGGAUAUUCCAAGCUAUUUAAAACACUUAAAGCCAAGUGUCUUCCGAGAUGGAGACCUGGUAUUGGGUGGGUUUUUACCCCUUUACCACUUGGCCCAAGAAGCCUCCGUGUUCCCACGACCUUCUACACUCCCUGAAUAUUAUACAAAAGUACCUCAAAGAUGGUUUUGGAAGAACUACCAGUAUGCUCUAGCCUUUCACUUUGCCAUUGAGGAGAUCAAUAAGGACUCUCAUCUACUCCCCAAUCUGUCCUUGGGUUAUCAUAUCUACAAUGCCUUUCACAAUAAUCGAAGAACCUUAGAGAACUCUCUGAUGUGGCUGUCUGGGGGUAAUGAGAUUCUCCCUAACUACAAAUGCACUAUGCAAGACAAAUCAGUUGCCAUCAUUGCAGGAACCACAUUGGCAUUCUCAGUUGAAAUUGAAGCACUUUUAGAGCUCUACAAAACCCCACAUAUCACAUAUGGACCUUUUGACCCCAUGCUGAAUGACAAAGACCAGUUUCCAUCACUUUACCAGCUGGCUGCUAAAGACAACUUUCUUGCUCAUGCAAUGAUCUCAUUAUUGCUUCAUUUUGGUUGGACUUGGGUGUCCCUUUAUAUUUCUGAUGACAUGAAAGGGGAGCAAUUCCUUCAGAUUCUUAAAGCAGAGAUGGUAAAGGAAGGUAUUUGUGUGGCCCUAACAGAAAAGCUGCCUACCACUAGGACAAUAUAUGGACCGAGAGAAAUCACUUCCAUAACUAGGAUCAGAGUUUCAUCUGCAAAUGUCCAUAUACUGUAUGGUGAAGUAGGGAGCCUCAUAAUCAUGGACAUUUCGUCAGAACACUUUUUAGUCAUGGGAAAAGUGUGGAUAAUGACAUCAAAGUGGGAUAUUGUUGUGUAUGAGAUGGACCACAUGCUGCACUCCUUCCAUGGAAGUUUUUCACUGUCACCUCAUAAGAAAGAAAUUCCUGGCUUCAAAAAUUUUCUCAAGACAGUUAAGCCUUCCCAAUACCCAGAGGAUUUUUACUUUAGCAUUUUGUGGCUUUAUAGUUUUGAUUGUCUUCCAGCUGUGUCACUUUUUGGAAAAGUUGGAGUCUGCCAUCCAAAUGCUUCCUUAGAGUUUAUGCCAGGAAAUAUUGACAUCAUGACGAUAUCUGACUCCAGCCAUCACAUCUAUAAUGCUGUCUACACAGUGGCCCAUGUCCUUCAUGAAAUGCUUCUACAGAAAAUAGAAAUGGGAUCUCCAGGAACUUCUGACCAGCCUAAGGUUCUUCCCUGGCAGCUUCAUCCAUUUCUGAGGAAAAUUCAGUUUACAAGCAGUGCUGGGGACCACAUAUCCUUAGAUGAGAAAAUAAACUCUGUUGUACAGUAUGAUGUCCAAAACAUUGUGAAUUUUCCUGCUGGUCUUGGGUUGAUGAUUAAAGUCGGAGAAUUUGUCUGUAGGAGUCCACUUAAUCAAGAAUUGAUCAUCAAAAAGGAGAUGAUAGAAUGGCCUAUUGGAUUCAUACAGACUCCUCAAUCUGUGUGUAGCCAGAGUUGUGGCCCAGGAUUCUGGAAAAUUCCACAGGAAGGAAGACCUGUAUGCUGCUUCAUUUGUGACCUUUGUCCAGAAGGAUACAUUUCCAAUCAGACAGAUACAGUGCAAUGUAUUCAGUGUCCCACACAUGAGUACCCAAGCAAUGAGAAAAAUCGCUGCCUCCCCAAGGUCAUAACCUUUCUGGCAUUUGAGGAUUCUGUGGGGAUGGCUCUCACCUGCGCAGCUCUGGGCUUCUCGCUCAUCACAGCUGCCAUAUUAGGAGUUUUUGUGAAGCACCGUGACACUCCCAUAGUCAAAGCCAAUAACCGCACUCUCAGCUACAUCCUGCUCAUCUCCCUCCUCCUGUGCUUCCUUUGCUCCUUGCUCUUCAUUGGCCAUCCUAACACAACCACCUGUACCCUCCAGCAAACCAUGUUUGCACUUGUAUUCACCAUGGCAGUUUCCACCAUUUUGGCCAAAACCAUUACUGUCAUACUUGCCUUCAAAGCUAUGAAACCAGGAAGAACAAUGAGGUGGUUUUUGAUCUCAGGAGCUUCUAACUCUAUCAUUCCCAUUUGCUCCUUCAUCCAACUAAUUCUUUGUGGAAUUUGGCUGGGAACCUUUCCUCCCUUUAUUGACAUGGACAUACAUAUGGAACAUGGCCACAUCAUCAUCACCUGCAACACAGGCUCUGUCACUGCCUUCUACUCUGUCCUUGGAUACCUGGGUUCCUUGGCCCUCACAAGCUUCAUUGUGGCUUUCCUAGCCAGGAAGCUGCCUGACACAUUCAAUGAGGCCAAGUUCUUGACAUUUAGCAUGGUGGUGUUCUGUAGUGUCUGGCUCACUUUCCUCCCUGUCUACCACAGCACCAAGGGGAAGAUCAUGGUGGCUGUGGAAGUCUUCUCCAUCUUGGCCUCCAGUGCAGGGCUCCUAGGCUGCAUCUUUACCCCCAAGUGCUACAUUAUUCUUAUAAGACCUGAUAAGAACUCUUGGAAAGGUUUAAAGAACACAAUAGCAUCUAGGGAAAAUAGACAUACUGAGGGUCUAACUCAUAAAUCUUUAUCACGUAUUUGCCACCACUAA
Messenger RNA from Dipodomys spectabilis (banner-tailed kangaroo rat), 2637 nucleotides. Its product is annotated as vomeronasal type-2 receptor 116-like. Gene Ontology annotation, molecular function: G protein-coupled receptor activity. The transcript has 7 exons. Bases 1 to 2637 code for a protein of 878 amino acids. The record is from RefSeq and is a predicted model, not a curated record. Lineage: Eukaryota; Metazoa; Chordata; Mammalia; Rodentia; Heteromyidae. Gene Ontology annotation, cellular component: membrane. Gene Ontology annotation, biological process: G protein-coupled receptor signaling pathway.